AUGGUUAAGAGCUAUGAGAACUAUGAAUUUGGUUUUUCCUGGGGUAUUAUUGCGUCAUAUUUGUCUAACAGUGUACUCGUUGAUGAUAAGGAAAUAAGUGAAAAAUUUAAGGCAAAAAAUGGGCUAGCAAUAGUUCCAGCACUUGAGGAUGUUAUUAUUUGGGACAUUAAGAAGGGGGAGGAGGUGUUACGUUGGAGCGAUUUUGAUUGCAAGGUAGAAACGACGUCAAUCAAGAGAAAUAUGGCAGAUAAAUACAUGUUCGCAGUAGGAUAUGAGGAUGGAUCAAUUCGUCUUUGGUCUCUUGAAAAAAAGCAAGUUUUGAUGAAAUUGAAUGGACAUCGAUCAAGUGUCACUGUACUUACAUUUGAUAUUACUGGAACAAGACUUGUUAGUGGGUCUAAAGAUACAGAUAUCAUUGUAUGGGAUGUUGUUUCGGAAACAGGGAUGUAUCGUUUACGUGGUCAUAAAGAUCAAGUUACAGAAUGUGUAUUUCUUCGUACACCUCUUAAUGAAAUAGGAUUUGUUGAUCCUAUUAAAGAUCAUGGUUGGAUUGUUAGUGUAUCUAAGGAUUCUUUUAUUAAAAUAUGGGAUUUGAGUACUCAGCAUUGUGUAGAAACACACAUUGCACAUCAAGGUGAAUGUUGGGCGUUGGGAGUUAGUCCAGAUCAAAAAAUAUGCGUUACAGCAGGAUUGGAUGGUGAAUUGAAAAUAUGGGAUAUUCAAUCAGAUGUUCUUGCUAUUAGAUCUGAAUCGGUUCCAGAAACAAACUAUCGAUUAACUCUUAAAUGUACUUUAACAAGACAAAGUAAAGAACGCCCAAUAACAAUUGCAUUUCAUCCCAUAUUUGAUAUGUUUGCAUGUCAUGGUUCAGACAAAAUAAUUGAAAUAUACAAAAAAAGAGACGAAAAAGAGCUUAAAAAAGUAUUAAGUCGAAGAAAAAAGAGAAAUAGAGAGAAACAUAAUGAUAGUAAUAAAGAUAUUUCAUUGCUUCCAGAGGACGAAAUCGUUUUAUAUACGACUAUUAGGACUUCUUCCAAAAUUAGAUCUAUUGAUUGGGGAACUUUAGGACAAAAUCCUUUUAAAAAGAAAAUUUUACAGUUACUUGUUUCGUUUUCAAAUAAUGUUAUAAGAAUAUAUGAUAUUCCUAUUGUAGCUAAAAUCGAUUAUUCUGAGCCACCAGAGUAUUUACAAACGUUUUCUAUCGAAAUGCAGGGCCAUCGUUCUGAUAUCCGUUCAUUGUCAAUAGAUUCAAAUGAUGAAAUGUUAGCAUCUGUUUCUAAUAGAACUUUGAAAAUUUGGAACAUAAAAACAGGAAGGUGUAUAAGAAAUCUAGAUUGUGGAUAUGCAUUAUGUUGCAGUUUUUGUUUAGAAAAUAAAUAUGUAAUUGUUGGAACAAAAGAAGGUUAUUUAGAAAUAUUUGAUAUUCCUUCUAGCACUAUGGUUGAACGCAUUUUGGCGCAUAAAAGAUCUAUAUGGUCUCUUAAAAUUCACCCUAAUGGUCAAGGAUUUGUUACCGGAAGCUCGGAUAAAAGUGUGAAAUUUUGGGAUUUAAAAAUUAUAAAAGAUCUUUCAGAUAAGGAAAUAAUGAAACUUCAUAUAAAAGAAAUGCGUAUUUUAAAUCUUACAGAUGAUGUUUUAUCUGUUUGUUUUUCUCCUGAUGGUCGUUUAAUUGCUAUAUCACUUUUAGAUACUACGGUUAAAGUAUUUUAUACUGAUACUUUAAAAUUUUUUUUAUCAUUAUAUGGACAUAAACUUCCUGUUCUAUCCAUGGAUAUAUCUUCAGAUAAUAAGCUUUUAGUUACGUCUUCUGCAGAUAAAAAUAUAAAGCUAUGGGGCUUAGAUUUUGGUGAUUGUCAUAAAACGUUAUGCAGGUUGCAUUUGAAAAAAAAAGGACACAAUUUUUUUUCUACAGGAAAAGAUAAAUUAAUUAAAUAUUGGGAUGGUGAUAAAUUCGAAAAUAUUCUUAAAUUAGAAGGGCAUCAUAGUGAAAUAUGGGCUUUGGCAGUUAGUAAUGAUAACAAAUUUAUAAUUACAGGUAGUCAUGAUCGUAGCAUAAGAAUAUGGAAUCAAACAGAUGAGCCAAUUUUUUUACAAGAACAAAAGGAGAAAGAAUUAGAAAAAUUUUAUGAAAAAGAUUUGGUUGAAAAAAUGGAUAAAUAUGAAAUGAAUGAAAAUAAAAAAAUAGACGAACUUGCAUCUGCGGGAAAACAAACUUUAGAAUCUGUAAUGGCAGGAGAAAAAAUUAUUGAUGCUCUUGAUAUUGGAAUAAAAGAUAUAGAAUUAAUAAAGGAACAUGAAGAGGCAAGAAAAAAUAAUGAUAAAUUGAAAAAUCCAACAAGAAAUCCUAUAUUUGUUGCUAAUGAAAACAUUUCUGCAGAAGAUUACGUUUUAAAUAUACUUGAAAAAAUUGAUUCUAGUCAUUUAGAAGAUGCAUUACUUGUACUUCCAUUUAAAAGCGUAACAUAUAUGUUAACAUUUAUUAAUCUUUGGGCAGAAAAGGGGUCGAAUAUUCAAUUAAUAUGUAGAAUUUUAUUCAUUCUUUUAAGAGUACAUCAUCAACAAAUUGUUGCAAAUAAAACUAUACGGUAUAUGUUAGAUUCUAUUAGAAUUAAAUUACGUGAAGAACUACAAGUUCAAAAAGAUAUGAUAGGUUAUAAUUUAGCGGCUUUAAAAUAUAUUCGUCAAAGUUGGGAAAUUCAUCAUACAAAAGAGUUCUAUAAUGAAGAAGAAUAUAGGAAACAACUAGAAAGUGGCAAAAAAAGAGUAUUUUCAGCAUUAGAACUAUAA
Messenger RNA from Pneumocystis murina B123, 2787 nucleotides. RefSeq lists its product as hypothetical. The transcript has 8 exons. Gene Ontology annotation, biological process: maturation of SSU-rRNA. The record is from RefSeq and is a predicted model, not a curated record. NCBI's taxonomy places the organism in Eukaryota, Fungi, Ascomycota, Pneumocystomycetes, Pneumocystales, Pneumocystaceae. Gene Ontology annotation, cellular component: small-subunit processome; Pwp2p-containing subcomplex of 90S preribosome. Gene Ontology annotation, molecular function: protein binding; snoRNA binding. Bases 1 to 2787 code for a protein of 928 amino acids.